Molecule: messenger RNA, 786 nt
Organism: Papilio polytes (common Mormon)
Lineage: Eukaryota; Metazoa; Arthropoda; Insecta; Lepidoptera; Papilionidae
Gene: eEF1beta
Product: elongation factor 1-beta'
Exons: 3
Coding region: 66-737 (223 amino acids)
Biological process (GO): translational elongation
Cellular component (GO): eukaryotic translation elongation factor 1 complex; cytosol
Molecular function (GO): guanyl-nucleotide exchange factor activity; translation elongation factor activity
Source: RefSeq, a predicted model, not a curated record
CCCUCCCUCUCUUUUACUGACCGGCUGUUCGUGUGGCACUUGUGCUUCUUUUAUAAAUUAAAAAAAUGGCAUUCGGAGAUGUUAAAACGAACCAAGGCUUAAAUGAAUUGAAUACAUUCUUGGCCGAUAAAAGUUACAUAUCCGGAUACACUCCAACUCAAGCCGAUGUGCAAGUAUUUAAUGAAGUAGGCAAAGCGCCGGCCGCCAGCCUACCGCACGUACUGCGCUGGUACAAUCACAUCUCAUCAUACUCCGCAGCUGAGCGACAGACUUUUGCUGCGGGUGUCAGCCCAUUGAAAGCCGGCGCCACCACCACCACUGCACCACCCGCAGCAAGCAAGGAAGACGACGACGAUGACGUCGAUCUUUUCGGAUCUGGAGAUGAGGAAGAGGAUGCGGAAGCAGCAAGAGUCCGUGAGGAACGUUUGAAGGCUUAUGCUGACAAGAAGUCCAAGAAACCGGCCCUUAUUGCUAAGUCAUCCAUUAUUCUUGAUGUGAAACCUUGGGAUGAUGAGACAGACAUGAAGGAAAUGGAAAACCAAGUCCGUACCAUUGAAAUGGAUGGUCUUCUCUGGGGUGCUUCUAAACUGGUGCCCGUUGGCUAUGGUAUCAACAAACUGCAGAUCAUGUGUGUUAUAGAAGAUGACAAAGUAUCUGUGGACCUAUUGACUGAGAAAAUCCAAGAAUUUGAAGACUUUGUUCAGUCAGUUGACAUUGCCGCUUUCAAUAAGAUUUAAAUGCCAUUCUAACUAUAAGAUUUCCACUCAAUAAAAUCACAUUUCUGUA